This is a messenger RNA of Dracunculus medinensis (Guinea worm), 1473 nucleotides long. The record is from the annotation of a GenBank genome assembly. NCBI's taxonomy places the organism in Eukaryota, Metazoa, Nematoda, Chromadorea, Rhabditida, Dracunculidae.
AUGUUAUCGAAUAUUUUUGAUAAUAUCGACGAAUAUUCGCUUGCAUUUGUUAAAAUUCUCGGCGAAGGGACUUUUGGUUCGGUUAAACUUUUUCUGGAUCGAAAGCAUUCAUAUUUGCCAGUGGCAGUGAAAUGUAUCGCAAAUGGACAAGGUGGGCAUAACUGGCGAAUUCGUAAUGAGGUGGUUGCUAUUCAAAAAUCACUGCGAGAAGAAAAUGAAAUCGUCAAAUGUUACGGAUUUCAUCAUAGUGAUUUGGAAACAAAAAUUUUUUUAGAAUUUUUAGAUGGUGGAGAACUUUUUGAUAGAAUCGAACCCGAUAUUGGUAUGGCGGAAACCGAUGCUCAUUUUUAUUUUCGACAACUUAUGGAGGGAAUGAAAGCGAUACAUAGACAUGGCUUUGCACAUAGAGAUAUUAAACCAGAAAAUCUUCUGCUAAACUGGAAAAAUUGCCUCAAAAUCGCCGAUUUCGGUCUAGCAACCCUUUAUAUUAGAGAUGGAAAAGAACGUUAUCUGAAUACUCGUUGUGGAUCUGAACACUACUCGUCCCCACAGCUCAUUGCUGGAUAUUACAGUUCAUUUAAUCAAAAACUGGAAAAAGGUGUUAUUUUUUAUUAUUUAAGAGGAGAACCGAAUGAUAUAUGGGCAUGUGGUAUAGUACUUUUCAUUUUGCUUACAGGCACUUUUCCUUGGACAACGGUUUUAAGCUCAGAUUACGAACUUUGGACUUCGGAUGCGACGUGUUUAGAAAAAUCACCUUGGAGCAAUUUGACUAAGGAUGUAAGAGAUCUUAUAGUUUGGAUGUUAAUUCAUAAUGAAAGUCAUCGAGCCACUAUAAAUGAGGUUCAAGAUUGCUCGUGGUAUAAAAAAGGUCCUAUUACGAGAACCAAUAUCACUGAUGCAGUGAAUGAAUGUUCCAGUUCUAAAAGAUGUUCAUCCUUGUCUGGCAUGGUAUCUCAACCAUCUGGUUCAACUGAUUUGCUUGCAAUCGACAGAAGACGAGGUACCUUGCAUUCAUUGAAAAAAUAUUCAUUUUCGCAACCAGCUUAUGCAUUCUCCGAGGCUUUAUUCUCUAGGAUGUCACAACUGGAUUCGCAUCAAUCACAGCAUAUCAACCCAGCUACUCUAUUCGUUAGACGUUCAACACGUAUUUUUGUUAAUGCAACAACAUCAAAUGCUAUUGACAAGGUAUUAGAAGCGUGUGCUGUACAAAAUUAUGUUUGUAUAUCACGUUGUGAUUCUGAAUUAAGUGUGUCUAUUUCUCGUGAAUCAUCUUUUAUUGUCGCAUUUGUCGAUGUUCCAGAGUUUAGUAAACCACUGUUACUUUUGGAUUUUCGUCGAUCACGGGGAGAUGGCUUGGAAUUCAAACGUGCUUUUAAAAAGAUAGAAUCUCAUUUAUCAUCAAUUAUGUGCGAACAAAAUGCGGAGUGGUUGAGUACAGCUGAUCGCCUCGCUGCAUGUUCCAUCUCAGAUUAG